CAAUAAAAGAUGAUUACAUCACAGAGCACUUAUGAUAUGUCACAUCACCAAGGUAACUGGAGGGAUGGAGAUAAACAAAGGGCGGAGCCUGGGGAGAUCAUUUCUGAAAAGAAAAAGAUGAGUGAUAAAGUAGAGAACAAGGAAUACAAGAUGAAAGCAUGUGAUAGAUCUAUUGUGAAUUGACUGUAUGUUCAUCAAAUGAAAGAACAAAUGGAGCAAUUUCAAAAUCAGAAGAAGCAAAGCAAUAAAGAAGUACUGCAUUUUCUGGUGAUAAACUAAGAAGAAGAAGCAAAUAUGAACACAUGUGAUACUUGAAGAAGAGAAAAUUAUUCUUGUGCAAGGAGCUUGAUAUCUUUUAAACUUCUCUGAAAAAAAUGAUGCAAAGAAGAGUCCAACAAUUAGAUUUAUUUUCUUGUCAAAUAGACAAAGGUGAAAAUGAAUUAGGGCUUUGUACUCGUAUCUUCUUUGAUCCAGCAGAUGAGGAUGAAAAGGAUCCAGGUGUUUUUAUUACUGAAAUUGCUGAAGGGGGUGCAGCCCACAAACUUGGAUGUAUCCAUUUAUUUGACCAGAUUAUUAAAAUAGGUGAAACCAAUCUAAUUGGAUUAGAUGAAGAAGAAAUCUUCUCUACUUUUAAAAAAAUGGAAAAUUGCGUUUUCCGGAUUGAAAUUGGACGAGAGCCACCUGAAGUCAAGACAGAACUCAUCAUACUCCUUGAAUUGUCAGAGGAAAGGAAGAAAUUUUUUACAGAUUCAGUCAUAGUUCAGGUAUGA
Monodelphis domestica (gray short-tailed opossum) is the source of this 770-nucleotide messenger RNA. Its product is annotated as neurabin-2-like. The record is from RefSeq and is a predicted model, not a curated record. NCBI's taxonomy places the organism in Eukaryota, Metazoa, Chordata, Mammalia, Didelphimorphia, Didelphidae. Gene Ontology annotation, molecular function: protein binding.